Messenger RNA from Caenorhabditis auriculariae, 5690 nucleotides. Lineage: Eukaryota; Metazoa; Nematoda; Chromadorea; Rhabditida; Rhabditidae. The record is from the annotation of a GenBank genome assembly.
AUGAUGAUUGCAGAAAGUUUUUUUGAUGUUUGCUUCUUUUUUUGGUCAUUUUUUUCCGCAUAAUUUUUAUAAAUUCAAACCAAAAAAAUCCUUUUUUUAUUUAAAAUUCCGGUAUUAUCGGAAAAAUUGAGACUAAAUUUGAAGGCAAAUUAUAGAAAACUUUGAUACGUUUGAGUAGCUAUUAUUUUUAUUUCCUCAUCUUUAUUGAAAUAUAGACUUCUUAGUAACCGACUUCUGCUUGAAACUUUUUGGAAAAUUAUCAAAAUUCUAACAGUUUUGAAAAAUUUUUUUGAAAAAUAUGAUUGAUUUUUUUGGGCUUGCAGGAGGAAAAAAACUGCCCGAAAAAACAGUGAACUCUGAAAUUUAACAGAAAAAUCUGAAAAACACUUGAAUGAAACAUUUUUGAGCAUACAAUGUUUUCGUUUUUUUUUCGAAUCUUUACAUUGUUUUCCAGAAUCUUAAAUUUUCUUUUCAGAAAAAGAAUCCCGCGCACCUUGAAGACGUCGUCGAGCCGAUGCUUGACUCAUCGGAAGAACGAUUUCUGACGUUCAUCAACGCUACCGUAGUCGAGGAACUCGGAUGGACGUCUUCGCUUCGAGACCUUUACCUCGUCGAGGCCUUUCUUCUCUUGUUGAAGUUGGUUUUUGAGCCUCUUAAAAUUUCCGAAAAGAGGUUUUCAUAAAAUUUCUGUUGAAGGAAGUUUAUAACAAGCUCAGGCAAAGUCGGAAUGGUGGAUAACGGCGGCUAAAAGGGAGAGGCUCAAAAAAGGCUGCAGAAAGGCAGCAAAAAGAGUCCCUUUAUCGAGCCUUCCAUUUUUUCUGGGAUUUUAAAGGUUCAAGAAAUGGUGGAAAAAGAGAGAGGCAGCAAAAAUGGUGCACAAAUGGCGCAAAAAUGCAAAAAAAUCAGAAUCUUUGUUACCCUAAAAGUAAAAUUUGUAUGGAGCCUUUUUCACCGUUCCAACUUUGCCUAUGAGUAAAUAUUUCCAUUAUUUUUUUUUAACAAAAAAUUUCAAUCAUUUUCUAAGAAAGUUAGAAAAAUUAGUAGUCUGUGGUGAGAACGGAGCAAGUCUCAAAUUAAACAAAAUAUGCUCCAAAAAAAUAAGGUUUUUGAAGCAUUUUUCACAAGGCCAGAACGCAAUCUUUGAUUCAAGUUUAUAUUUACUUGAUUCGUCUUUUUAUAUCUUGCUGGUAUCGUUUUUCCCAACUCGAAAAAAAUUUUUUUACCUUGAUCAACACUUUUUUAAUUUUCUGAAAAGACAUUUUGCAUAAGAAACUUUUUUUUCAAUCAAGUUAUGAAUAUUUUUCAGUUGGAUCCAGUACAUUUACACGUUUUACUUGUUGGUCUUCGUUAGAGCCGUUCAUUUCAACCUGAAUACGAUGUUGAUCGUCUACGGCGGCCAAUAUUUCUUCUCGAUGCUUUCGAGGACGAUUCUAGUCUACUAUCAAUACAUGGGAAUGGAAUUCGUCGGUGAGAUUGGUCGGAUUUCGAAAGAAUAAAUGAAAAAAGAAAUGAGAAAUUACUAAAAUUUUCCAAAAUUCCGACUUAUUUCCUUCCAAAAAAUAUGACUUUAGGAAAAAAUAUGGUGAAUUCGCGAGCGGCUCUAACAAAAUAUAACUUCAAUUAAUUUAAGUACAGUAAAUGUACCAAAAAUUUUGGUUGGAGUGUUUAAAGGUAGGGUCCGCAAGCCAUUUCUUCAAAACGAUCCAAAAAAUAUGUUUUUUACACUGUUCGAUAGAGGAGACUGUCCAUUUUCAUAAUCCGUUCAGUUUUAGAAAAAAGCUCCACUAAGAAAAAAGUUAUGGCCAAAAAACUAGCGCGCGCGGCGUUCAACUGGAGGCAAAAUCUCACGGUUUACCCGCUGCCGCACGCUUUCUUUUUAAAUGUUUUUGCGCGUUUCUGGACCGUUUUUUUAAAUCGGUUUUCUGUUCUGAGAGGUUGUCGAACUGAGCUUCAUGUUUUUGGUAUGAAUCUUUUUGUACAAUCCUCAUAAGAAUUUUUUUGAUAAAAUAUCAAAAAAACUACCUAGAAAAAAAGGUCAGAAGGAAUUUUUUCAGCUUAUUCUUCUUUUUUCUAAUCAGAAAAAAAUUAUUAUCAUUCAGUUUGGAAAGAAAAGAAAAAAAUGAAAAAAAUAAUGUUAUUUCGAAAUAAAACAGGAAAAAGUGCAAUUUGACGCCGAAAAACGGCUCCUGCAACAUUUAAAAUGGCGCAUCGGUGCGUUUGACGCAAGCACAGCUACAAAUGCUUGCACGAAAUCUUCCGAAAUUUCAAAAAAAAUUGCCAUUUUUUCGAGGUUUUCAAAGCCGUUCUUUUUUUCGCGUCGUUAGAUUUUUUUCAUAAUUUUUUCAUAGAUAGAGUUUUGAACGCUUAAUAACAUAAGCAAAAAUAUAGACGCGAUCCUAUUCUCUCAUGCGACAACGAGGCAGACGAAAAAAAGGAGGUUUUGGUAAAAUUCAAAUAUAAUUUGAUUCGCUGUCCCAAUAAUUAUUUUUCAUUCUGAAUUUUUUUAUUUUUUUGAACACAUUGUGAGUUUUUAAAUCAAAUAAAAAGUAUACCUUGUCGCUGAAAUUUUUUCGCAUUUCAGCUUCAAAGUUUGGUGUCACUUUACAAGCUUCGAUUUUUUUUUCGCGUCGUUAGAUUUUUUUAAAUCUUUAUUCAAAAAAUAAAGAAAGUGUUAAUGUAUAACAUACUUAAAAUUUAGAAGCGUUCCUCACUUGGUUUUCUGAAACGCGACGAUUUUGUGAAACUUGUCAGUUUUUUUCGUGUUAAAUCUUACUUUUUCGCUUAUUUUUGAAAAAUACAUAGUUUAAAAAUUUUUCAGUCUUGUAGAGCGUUGUCGAUUACAUAGUUUAACAAAAAUAGUUUAUUUUUAAAGUGGGACUUUAGCUAGUAUAAACGCCUCAAAACCGUUUCUGCAACAAAAAAAUCGUCAUUUUGGUGGCGUGAAGGGGCGGGGCUUUGCGCCCCCUAUUUAAAGGAGCAUAGAAAAAUUUCAAAACGGACUCGAUGCGAAAAUUCAUUUUCAGUGCCCUUCUCUGCCUUGAAAGAUUUCUGGUCCUCAAACACCCAGGAAAAGAUUUCUGAACAAAGUUUUAUAUCUCCCAACCUUUCAAUAAAUUGAAAACUCACCAAAAUCAUCAAAGAAAUUCCAGAUGAAUCAUCUCUAGGCGUCAUCAAAUUAGCCAACUAUACACGGACCAUCUGCCUUUUCAUAGCCUUCUACAUCCUUCCAUUCUUGGUCCUAGAAAGGUAAAAACGUCAAUUUUCACUCGAAUCAUUCAAAAACCCAGGUUUUUCGCCACUUUUUUCUUAUUGGACUAUGAGCAACGAGGACGUCCGUGGGUUCCGGUAGUUCUCGUGGCUGUAUUAUUUCCAACGAGUAUAUUUUCUGCAAUCGCCUACAUAAGAUGUAACCGAGAAACAAAAGAAAGAAGUUGAAAACGACGAAAAUUUACAGUUUGGGUGCCAGUUUACGUGAACAUCAUCAGCUUUAUGGCGCUCAACUUAGCCGGCACAGUUUUGCUCCUGACAAUCACCCGAUGCAAUAUCAGCAUGCACAAGUGAGAAAAAAAAACAAUACAAAAGUGAAGAAAACCGAAAAAGUGAUCUGAUGACAAGAAAAAUCGACUUUUGGCUGAACAGUCGGGAAUUGAAAUGUGUUAUGUUCAAUGCCCGCGACGCAAAGUCACAUACUCUCCAAAUGGAAAAGCCCAAUUUUUUCAUAUAUUUUGUUUUUUUUUUAUUGUGUUUCUCGCGUGUGUUCUCUCCCUAACUACUGAUAAAGUUCAAUAAAAUCGUGUUUUUCUGAAGGAUUGGCAAAAAUUUUCCUGUUUUGGUUUUUUCUAGUUUCUGCAACUUUCGCAAGCUUUUUUGUUCUGUUUUCUCAUAAAUAAAGUUGAUUUUAGGGACUCGUACUCAGUCUUGAAAAGGCGUGACUUCCGGCACUAUUCACUGAGUGAACGCUUCCAACUUGCCGAAAACAUCAAAACAUGCAAGGUUUUUUUUUCCAUCAUUCUUGAAAGUUUCGAUUAUUUCCAGUGGCUGACACGGGUCCAGUUCUCCAUUGUCUUCUACAAUAUUCUGUGCACUUCAAUGCUCCUUUUGGACCAAUUCAAUUUCCCACAAAGUACUUUGAUCCGAGUUUACAUCGCUUUCAAUUUCUGCUGCAUUUUGUGAGUCUGAAGAAAAAUUAAGUGAAGAACUCGGAUGAAUUUUUCAGAUACGCUCUGACCAUACCGUUGAUGGUGUUCUACUACACACCAAAGUGGAUAAAUGAAACGCAGAGAUUGGCAAGUUGAAAAAAAUAUUUUUUUCAUGAAAAAAACGUGCAGAAAAAUUGAAGGAUUUUUUUCUUCAUCAUAAAAAAAUACUAAAGAAAAUGACUUCCUUUAGUGAUUAAUUAUAAAAUAAGAAUUUUCCAUGACUAUAAUUGAUUUUUUUGAGGAGGAAAGGAAGUAUUAUAUAUUUUUCUCGUUUUCAUCAAGUUUUUAGGUAUGAAAGUCAAUUUUUUCACAUUUUCUCGGUCAAGCAACCGAAAAUAGGAAGUUCCAUUGUUUUUUUAUCAUUUCGAAUCGGGUUUGCGAAAAAAUUCUGAUAAAGAAUCAUUGUUAUCCAAAGAUUUUGACGAUUUUAAGGCAUAAAAGCCGGGAUGUCAUUUUGAACUAAUUACCGUAAAAAUCAUAAAGGGCAGAUUUCUGCUCUAAAAGGGUUUUUUCACUCAAAUUUUAUUUCAAACUCAUUUUGAGAGAGCAAAAAACCCGUUUUCCGAAUCCUUGGCUCUGAAAAAGACCAUAACUUGGCUUUCAAUUCUUCAGAACGAAUAUGAGAAAAAAAUGCAUUUCCAAAAUUUCAUACGUUUCAUUUUAGUUUUAAAAACAGGUAGCUUUCUUUCCACUUCGUUCUUCGAAGCAUGCUCUCACAAAAAAAACAAUUCAAGUUUACGAAUUAAAUUCGAAACGAAAAAAUCCUUCAUUUUCGGCCCUUUUUUUCGAAAUACAAAAAAAACUUUUUCCACAAAAAUAUUAGGUCGAGAUGUCAUCUUUUUCAGGUCAUAAUUCUGUGGGAAAGGUUCUUGUCUUUUACUCAGGGAUCCUAGAGAGAAUUUCUUUUUUUUAACCGUUUCAGCCUGGGUUUGUAAGAGAAUCUCUUAUAAAUCAAUCCUAUUAGAAAUUUCAUGUUUUACUAUGCAAAAUUCCUCUUUUAAAUUUUUGUUUUUGCACUCUGAUUGGAGGGUUUCGAAGUAAAAGCGCAAAAAGAGUUGACAUUACGGUAGUUUUUUCACAGCUGUGUUUGAAUAUAUCACGAUCUCGCGAGGAAUGCCCUAUAAUACGAUCUGGGUUCGCAUCUAAAAAGCUAGGGAGCACUGGUAACCAAGAGCGCGUUCUCUUUUUUAAACGCUCUCUAACUUUCGAAGACGAGAGUUUGACGUAGACUCUAUAAUCCACCAUCGGAUCCGAAUCAAUCUUUCAAAUCCUGCUUUACAGUUGAAGCAACUGCGCUACGGUCGAGCGAUGACGGUCGAUUCCACGCUGAGGUCGACGUUCGGCAAGGAGAUGAUCUACGACAGCAAGAACCAAGGCGUCAUCUAUUUCCAGCGGCUAGACGAGGACUUGGCCGCCAGUUCCAUGAAACAGCAUCAGAAGGAAUUGAGGCGUGGAAAACGGCACUCCCCGCCAAACGAGUACUUUUUAUAG